This is a messenger RNA of Kogia breviceps (pygmy sperm whale), 2794 nucleotides long. It is a transcript of the gene TRAPPC14, whose product is annotated as trafficking protein particle complex subunit 14. Gene Ontology annotation, biological process: cilium assembly. Lineage: Eukaryota; Metazoa; Chordata; Mammalia; Artiodactyla; Physeteridae. Gene Ontology annotation, molecular function: alpha-tubulin binding. Gene Ontology annotation, cellular component: TRAPPII protein complex. The record is from RefSeq and is a predicted model, not a curated record.
CCCUUGUCCAAAAUCCGGUCGCCCACAAAUUCCGGCGCCUCCGAGGCCACGCCCCUUCCCUUCCGCUUCCCGUGUCUCUCCAGUCAUUCGGCCCAGCACCCCGGUUCCGGCCCCACGGGGUCUCGGUUCCGGGCUCGUUGCCCCGGUUCCCGGCCCCGGCUGGUCUGUCGGGCCGGUCCGGCCGCGCGCAGCACCGGUCGGGGCUCGGGGCUCCCCGGGCCCACGCCAGCGGCCUCCUCGCCCUCCGCCGGCCACGGCCCACCUCGUUACCCGGCCCGCGCCGCCCUCGCCGCCCAUGGAGUCCCAGUGCGACUACUCGAUGUACUUCCCGGCCGUGCCGCUGCCGCCACGCGCGGAGCUGGCUGGGGACCCGGGCCGGUACCGGGCGCUGCCCCGGCGCAAUCACCUCUACCUGGGGGAGACCGUCCGCUUCCUUCUGGUGCUGCGCUGCCGGGGCGGCGUGGGGUCCGGCGCCGGAGGCGGCCCGGGCUUGGGCUCCCGAGUGGCCUGGGCAGAACUGGCGACCGCCCUGGCCGCCCUGGCCUCGGUCAGCGCCGGAGGGGCGCCCGUGGGCGGUGGCUCCGGCGACCAGGAUCCCGAACCCCCGGGGGGCGGGGACCCUGGUGGUGGGGGGUUGUUUCGAGGCUGCAGCCCCCUCCUCACCCACGGCCCGGGCCCUGCUACCUCAGGGGGAGCGACCACGCUGCCUGUGGAGGAACCAAUUGUGUCCACAGAUGAGGUCAUCUUCCCACUCACCGUUUCGCUGGAUAGACUGCCCCCAGGGACACCUAAGGCCAAGAUUGUAGUGACCGUGUGGAAGCGGGAGGUUGAGGCACCAGAGGUCAGAGAUCAAGGCUACCUACGCUUGCUGCAGACCCGAUCUCCUGGGGAGACCUUCCGGGGCGAGCAGAGCGCUUUCAAGGCCCAAGUGAGCACCCUGCUGACUCUGCUGCCCCCUCCAGUUCUGAAAUGCCGCCAGUUCACUGUGGCUGGAAAACACUUGACCGUGCUCAAGGUGCUGAACAGCUCCUCCCAGGAGGAAAUUUCCAUCUGGGAUAUCCGCAUUCUCCCAAACUUCAAUGCCAGUUAUCUGCCUGUCAUGCCCGAUGGCUCUGUGCUGCUGGUGGACAAUGUCUGUCACCAAUCUGGGGAAGUCUCCAUGGGCUCCUUCUGCCGGCUCCCUGGUACCUCUGGCUGCUUCCCCUGCUUGCUUAGUGCUCUGGAGGAACACAACUUCCUGUUCCAGCUCAGAGGGGGUGAGCAGCCCCCUCCAGGGGCCAAGGAGGGCCUAGAAGUUCCCCUGAUCGCUGUGGUUCAGUGGUCCACGCCGAAGCUGCCCUUUACCCAGAGCAUCUAUACCCACUACCGGCUGCCCAGCAUCCGCCUGGACCGCCCGUGCUUUGUGAUGACUGCUUCUUGUGAGUCCCCUGUUCGGACCUACGAGCGUUUCACUGUCACCUAUACGCUGCUCAACAAUCUCCAAGACUUCCUUGCUGUGAGGCUCGUGUGGACGCCGGAGCACGCCCAGGCUGGAAAGCAGCUGUGUGAGGAGGAGCGCCGGGCCAUGCAGGCAGCCCUGGACUCCAUCGUCUGCCAUACACCCCUCAACAACCUCGGCUUUUCCCGGAAGGGCAGCGCGCUCACCUUCAGUGUGGCCUUCCAGGCUCUGAGGACGGGGCUCUUCGAGCUGAGCCAGCACAUGAAACUGAAGCUGCAGUUCACCGCCAGCGUGUCCCACCCUCCGCCCGAGGCCCGGCCUCUCUCUCGCAAGAGCAGCCCCAGCAGCCCUGCCGUCCGGGACUUGGUCGAGAGGCACCAGGCGAGCCUGGGCCGCUCUCAGUCCUUCUCCCACCAACAGCCCUCCCGCAGCCACCUCAUGAGGUCGGGCAGCGUGAUGGAGCGCAGGGCCAUCACGCCCCCCGUGGCCUCCCCUGUCGGCCGCCCCCUCUACCUGCCCCCGGACAAGGCUGUGCUCUCUCUGGACAAGAUCGCCAAGCGCGAGUGCAAGGUCCUGGUGGUGGAGCCCGUCAAGUAGCACCGUCCAGCUCUCCUCCCUCUCACACUCCCGGAAAUCAACAGCCCCUGGAGCGGUGCUCCCUCCAGGCUGUGCCUCCCCUGGGAUGCCUCCCAGAGGGUGAGGAGGCCCUGCAGGGCAGCCUGUCUGUGUCUGCUGAAGAGGGACGAGGGAAGAAGCUGUGAAACGGACAGGGGUGGCUGGGGCGUGAAAGCAACAGUAUUUCCCGGACCUCCUGGGGGGGCUGGCCCCACCCCUCGGCCAAGGCAAGGGCUCCAGGAGCUCCCUUGCCCCCUGCCUUGCACCCUGGUUCUAAGUUUACAAAGUGUUUUCCUCGUUCCUUUAAGUUGUCUUCCCAGCCUCUGACAUUCCCUCCCUCCCUCCCACCCGCAGGGCUGAGAUCAGAGGGUGGUGAUGGUAAAGGGACCCGACAAUGACAUGACCCUCCUGUCUCAGGUCAGGGGAGAGAGCUCGGUGGCCUCCCCUCGCCCUCAUGUUUACGUUUGCAGUCUGAAGCACUUUAUGUGGGGUUUUUUGGUUUUUGGGGGGUUUUUUUUGGUUUGUCUGUUCCUGUAACUUAUUCUCCAACUACUGCUUCCAACUGAAAGAAGACUAUUAAAUGCCUGUUCAGGAGGGAGAAGAAUGACUGUUCUUUGUGUGUUGGUGGCAGGAGCAGAGACCCAGGGGGCUCAGCAAGAUUCCCUUCAGCAUGUACACCAAACAGCUCCCCUCAGCUCCCUUCCCACCCAUUGUUUUUUCUUCUGAGUCCAAGUUUUAGAU